Molecule: messenger RNA, 3067 nt
Organism: Juglans microcarpa x Juglans regia
Lineage: Eukaryota; Viridiplantae; Streptophyta; Magnoliopsida; Fagales; Juglandaceae
Exons: 13
Coding region: 100-2760 (886 amino acids)
Biological process (GO): response to oxidative stress
Molecular function (GO): protein binding; heme binding; peroxidase activity
Source: RefSeq, a predicted model, not a curated record
ACGUGUUAUUAAAAAACCCCACCCCCAGCAGUCUCCCAGUUAAACCUCACUCUGUCCCUCUACUGCAAUUCCUGAGACCUCUUAUCCGACUGCUCAUCAAUGUCCUCCCUUUUCCUGAUCCAUACUGGGGCUGCACUCCCCUUCAAACCCCCACCCCUCAUCUCUCCCCCUAUCCCACGACGCGUUCUCGUCGUCGUUCGCUCUUCCGCAGUCUCCUCUCCCGAAAAGCGAACCAAAACUAGGAGGAGGAAGCAGCAUUCCAAGGACAACGAUUCUUCAUCCUCCGUCCCAUCAGCGGCGGAAAAGAGUCUUCGCUUCUCCUUCAUGGAGGAGCUAAUGGAGCGCGCCAGGAACCGUGACUCUCUCGGUGUCUCCCAUGUCAUCUAUGACAUGAUUGCCGCUGGCCUCAACCCCGGCCCGCGCUCCUUCCACGGCUUGAUUGUCUCUCACGCUCUCAACGCCGACCACCAAGGCGCCAUGCAAUCCUUGAGGAGGGAGUUGAGUGCAGGCCUUCGUCCAUUGCAUGAAACAUUUGUCGCAUUGAUUCGAUUGUUUGGUUCUCAAGGUCAUGCCGCUAGAGGCCAAGAAAUCCUCUCAGCAAUGGAGAAAUUAAACUACGAUAUUCGCCAGGCUUGGCUAGUUCUUGUUGAGGAGCUUGUUAGGAAGAAGCACUUGGAAGAUGCGAACAAAGUGUUUUUGAAGGGAGCCAAAGGUGGGCUGAGGGCUACUGACGAAAUUUAUGAUCUUCUAAUUGAGGAAGACUGUAAAGUUGGGGAUCAUUCAAAUGCCUUGGAAAUUUCCUAUGAAAUGGAAGCAGCUGGGCGGAUGGCAACCACUUUUCAUUUCAAUUGUCUGCUAAGUGUGCAGGCUACUUGUGGCAUACCCGAAAUUGCUUUUGCUACAUUUGAGAACAUGGAAUAUGGGGAAGAUUAUAUGAAGCCAGAUACCGAGACUUAUAAUUGGGUGAUCCAAGCAUAUACAAGAGCCGAAUCUUAUGACAGGGUGCAAGAUGUUGCUGAGUUACUAGGCAUGAUGGUUGAAGACCAUAAGCGUUUGCAGCCUAAUGUGAAGACCUAUGCGUUGUUAGUGGAGUGCUUUGCCAAGUACUGUGUGGUACCUGAAGCUAUUCGGCAUUUCCGUGCCCUUAAAAACUUUGAGGGGGGAACAAAAGUUUUACAUAAUGAAGGAAACCAUGGGGAUCCACUAUCUUUGUAUCUUAGGGCUUUAUGUCGAGAAGGCAGGAUUGUUGAUUUGCUAGAAGCUUUAGAGGCCAUGGCAAAAGAUCACCAACUAAUGCCACCACGUGCCAUGAUCAUGAGCAGAAAGUACCGGACUUUGGUGAGCUCAUGGAUUGAACCACUACAAGAAGAAGCGGAACUUGGAUACGAGAUUGAUUACAUUGCUAGGUAUAUUGCAGAGGGUGGGCUUACUGGUGAGCGCAAACGAUGGGUGCCUCGAAGGGGAAAAACUCCUCUUGAUCCAGAUGCUGAUGGAUUUAUAUACUCAAACCCCAUGGAAACCUCCUUCAAGCAAAGAUGUCUUGAGGAUUGGAAGGCACACCAUCGAAAGCUUCUGAAAACCUUACAGAAUGAAGGAGUUGCUGCUUUAGGGGAUGCAUCAGAGUCUGAUUAUAUCAGAGUGGAGGAGCAGUUAAAGAAAGUUAUAAAGGGUCCCGACCAGAACAUUUUAAAGCCCAAGGCUGCGAGUAAGAUGAUUGUAUCUGAAUUGAAGGAAGAACUUGAAGCACAAGAUCUUCCGACUGAUGGAACUAGAAAUGUUCUUUAUCAGCGUGUGCAGAAAGCAAGGAGAAUAAACCGCUCUCGUGGUCGGCCCCUUUGGGUUCCUCCAGUUGAGGAGGAAGAAGAAGAAGUUGAUGAAGAGCUGGAUGAACUAAUUUCUAGGAUCAAGCUUCAAGAAGGAAAUACAGAGUUCUGGAAACGCCGCUUUCUUGGAGAAGGCUUUAAUGGUGAUCAUGGGAAGCCUUUGCAAAAUGAAGAAUUAGAACCUACAGAUGUGAUGGACGAUGUUGAAGUAGAAGAUGGUGCAAAAGAGGUUGAAGAUGAUGAGGCUGAUGAGGAGGAGGAGGUAGAGCAGACUGAGAGCCAAGAUGGAGAGAGGGUAAAGGACAAGGAAGUUGAAGGCAAGAAGCCUCUUCAAAUGAUUGGAGUCCAAUUAUUGAAAGAUUCUGACCAAACAACUACCUCAUCCAAAAAGUCAAGGAGAAAAGCGUCUCGAAUGUCAGUGGAGGACGAUGCCGAUGAAGACUGGUUUCCUGAAGAUAUUUUUGAGGCAUUUAAGGAGCUGAGAAAAAGGAAGGUGUUUGAUGUGUCGGACAUGUAUACAAUUGCUGAUGUCUGGGGUUGGACAUGGGAAAGAGAGCUAAGGAAUGCACCUCCUCGGAGAUGGUCGCAGGAAUGGGAAGUUGAGUUGGCAAUUAAAGUUAUGCUGAAGGUAAUAGAGUUGGGUGGAACACCCACUAUUGGGGACUGUGCCAUGAUCUUGCGUGCUGCAAUAAGGGCUCCAGUGCCAUCAGCAUUCUUGAAGAUAUUGCAGACAACACAUAGUCUUGGCUAUGCAUUUGGGAGUCCCCUUUAUGAUGAAAUCAUCUUGCAAUGUCUUGAUCUUGGAGAACUAGAUGCAGCCAUUGCAAUUGUUGCAGACUUAGAGACAUCUGGGAUUACAGUUCCAGACCAAACCUUGGACAGAUUGAUUUCUGCUAGACAGACGAUUGACAUUACUGCCAAUGAUGUACCCUCCUAGCUGCGGUUUAUAAUUCUAGUUCCCUUUCGAAUAGCCUGAUUCUGGAAGAGCAAAACAGUAUUUGUUAUGGUGGCACAGCAGACAAGUAGCAGCUUCCGUUGCUACAAAUCUGUGUAGAAGAUGACGGACGGUAUAGAUGUCUCAACUUCUCCGAUAAUAGCAACAUUUAUUAAUAAUAACAAAAAUUUGUGCUUAGGUCUUCCAAGAGAGUAGUGUGGUCACUUACCCUGAUCUAGUGCAUUUUCAGUUUGUAAUUGAGACUCAAACGCAUCAAAUUAACCAAAUCACUGAUACUAAUUAUAUAGAA